GGCCAUUUCCUGCCAGGUUUGCGACACGGCCCGCGGAGAAGGCAGAAAUACAGGCAGAAGGGAGCUAGAGAGAGGCUGAGCGGUGCCGGCAGGAAGGACGAGGAGCGGGGCGAGACCCACGGCGCAGCUGGGGACCCUGCAUCCUGUUCCCAUAGCACCAUGUCCCUGGUGGAGACGAUCCGGCUGUGGCAAGAAGGGGUGUGUGCGGCGGACAGCAAGGAGUGGGGGGCAGCCCUAGACGCCUUCACGGCUGUCCAGAACCCCCCGGCCAAAAUCUGCUUUAACGUCGGCUGCAUCCACCUUGUUCUGGGGAAGCUGGCUGAGGCCGAGGAGGCAUUCACCCGGAGCAUCGGCUGCGACAAGCACCUGGCAGUGGCUUAUUUCCAGCGAGGAAACGUGUUUUACCGGAGGCAGAACCAUGAAAAGGCCAUUGAAGACUUCAAAGAGGCACUGGCCCAGCUGCGAGGCAACCAGCUCAUUGACUACAAGAUCCUGGGGCUGCGCUACAGGCUCUUCGCUUGCGAGAUCCUCUACAACAUCGCGCUGGUGUAUGCCACAACAGAGGAUUGGAAGAAAGCUGAGGAGCACCUGGCGCUGGCCAUGAGCAUGAAGAGCGAGCCCCAGCACAACAAGAUCGACAGGGCAAUGGAAGCCAUCCUGAAGCAGAAGCUCUGCGAGCUGGUGGCCGUUCCUGCGGGGAAGCUGUUCAGACCAAACGAAAAGCAAGUGGCUCAGCUGGAGAAGAAGGACUACCUGGGAAAAGCUACGGUGGUGGCAUCUGUGGUGGACAAGGACAAUUUUUCAGGAUUUGCUCCGCUCCAGCCACAGGCCUCUGGUCCUCCACCCAGGCCCAAGACCCCAGAAAUCCUCAGGGCUCUCGAGGGGCAGCCACACCGCGUCCUGUACGAGUUCAUCCCCGAGACCCCCGAGGAGCUGCCGGUCCUGCCGGGAAACAUUGUCUUUGUCCUGAAGAAAGAGAAGGACAACUGGGCUACGGUGAUGUUCAACGGAAAGAAAGGAAUCGUCCCCUGCAACUUCCUCGAGCCUGUGGAGCUCCAGAACAAGCUGCACAUCCAGGAAGAAAUCCCUCUCGGAGCUGAGAUCCCAGAGCCACCCAGCGCCACGGCUCCGGAAAAGCCACGGCGGCCAGCACCAGACUACAGAGCUCCUACUACCGUGAUGCAACCAAGAGAAGCAGCUGAGGAGGCCAAAGCGGCCGUCUCCAGACCCCACAUCCUCAAGGUGCACUACAAAUACACGGUCGCCCUGCAAGUCAAACCAGACCUGUCCUACACGGAGCUCCUGGACCUGGUCUGCAAGAAACUGGAGCUCCAGCCUGAGCACACGCAGCUGAGGUACAAACCUGCGGAGCCCCAAGCGCUGGUGACGCUGAGCGCAGAGAACCUGCAGGCAGCUUGGAGCCAGAGCACGGACAACUGUCUGACAGCCUGGUGCGACAUCACGGAGGGAGAGGGGAUUUUACUGGAGAGCAAACCAGAGGAGUCACCACAGGAGGCAACGCCGGAGGAGACGGGAGUGAACCAAGUUGUAGCGCAGUACAGUUACGAAGCCACCCAACCUGAAGACCUGGAGUUUCAGGCAGGAGAUGUGAUACUGGUUUUAUCCAAAGGUAAUCCCGCUCCUUCUGUGACGGGGGAGGGAUGCCAAGCACUCAGCUCAGUGAAAGUCGUGGGUUCCCAACAUCUGCCAGCCAGGCCAAAAGCUCUGGAGUAUUUGGUCCAACACUGGACACGUGUUCCUCAGAGGAGGCUACAAGCUUCACUAGGGACUUUGAUCUCGUUCCCUGAAUUCUCCUGUCCUCCAAAGCAAAUUGCUUUGUGCGGGGCACUUGCAGAGCCAGGCUCAGGCAGCCAACUGCUCCUCCUGCAAGUCGCAGUUUGCUACCUCUAGAUGGAAAAAGGGGCUGCUUGGAUUUCUGCCCCAGGGCAGCCUGAGAAAGCCUGCGCUGAACGCAAAGGCUUAGUCAGAGAGGUAGAAAAGCAGCUCGCAGAGACUGAGCGAGCAUGAGGUGGCAGGUGGAAGCCAAGGGAAAAGGAAAACCCAAGGAAGAACUGGCACUGAGCUUCCACUUCUCAGACUCAUGGAGCAAAUUUGCUCCAGACCCACAAAGGACAAAAGAAAAAGAAAUAGCCAACCCACAGAGGUGUCUCCAGCCCCUGCUUUGCACGUUCCUGGCUCCCCAGAGGGUUUUGGCUUACCUGGCAAUCCUCUGGAGCCACACAAGCAGCAGGACCCACCAUCUGUGAGCCUGCUUUCCCCAAGUGCUUUGUCUCACCACAACUGCCUCCCGCGCUGCAGCAGGGACGGAGCUCCUCCAGCCCUGCCGUGGGCUGCGCACCCGACUCUCAGCGUCACACACGCCUCCUCCAACACAUUUCCAUCACAUCCUUGUUUCUGCCACCCCCUUCCCCGAACUGUGUGAAGAUGGGAGCAUUUCACUCCAGCUCUGUUUAAGUUUCCCGAUCACAGUUCAUUUUUCCAAGGAGAUGCCUCCUUUUGGCACUGGCGGAGCACUCGUACUCCCGUUCCGCUCACCGGCACCUUUCUCUGGCUGCUCUCCUUCUGAAGGGCGCAACCUCCCGUUCUGCUCAGUCCUCUUUUCUUCAGUGCUUCUAUGAGAAUUGAGGCUUAAACACAGACUAAACCUCAGCAAGAUCUGGGACAUGGGUCUGCGUUGGAGCCUCCCACGCCCGUGCAGAACGCACAGGACGGAGGACAAGAUGAGACUUUGCUGUACAGAGCCCCGUCACGGAUUGGUACCGGCUGACCAGCAGCAGCACCCAAGCGAUCGUAGUUCCCCCCUCCACUGCUCUACAGAUGAGGUUUUGCACCACACAACACUGACAACUCCCCUCACCCCAAAAUCCUCCU
Cuculus canorus (common cuckoo) is the source of this 2892-nucleotide messenger RNA. RefSeq names its product neutrophil cytosolic factor 2 (gene NCF2). Gene Ontology annotation, molecular function: protein binding; superoxide-generating NADPH oxidase activator activity. The coding region runs from base 160 to 1911 and encodes 583 amino acids. Lineage: Eukaryota; Metazoa; Chordata; Aves; Cuculiformes; Cuculidae. The record is from RefSeq and is a predicted model, not a curated record. The transcript is spliced from 14 exons. Gene Ontology annotation, cellular component: NADPH oxidase complex. Gene Ontology annotation, biological process: respiratory burst; superoxide anion generation; phagocytosis.